AUGGAGACCCCCCCACCAAUUCCAUAUCGAUCACGACAACAUUCCCAUCGAAAAACUCUCUCAACUCCUUCGGCAUAUUCCUCAAAUCGUAUAUCAGUUCAACCCGCAUCCCCAGAGGUCAUAUCUUCUUUAAUUACAUCGCUUUCCAUCAUAUCCUCUCCUGUGCAUGAACUUUUCGAGAAUCACUCAACACCGGUUUCACCAGCUGCGUCGACCAGUUCCUUUAUCCACUCAGACUUGCGCCCAUCAUAUAAUAGGUCGAAUCUAGGUGGAAGUUUUGGCAUAGAUUACGGGGCCUUCAGACAACCUUCAUUGCGCGAACUUAUCGAGGAAGAAUCUCUCGAUGAAUUGGCUGCGAGUCCUCCUGUUAUUAAAACGGCGAAACCUCCUUCAGGAUUUUCACCACUAACUGCACCAAAAUCGCCAGCACUAGAUUCUAGAUCCAAUUCACUUAAAAACUUUCUGCGCCGACCGGGUUCGAAGGGUUCACAAGGUUCGAAAGAAAAAGAUGAUUCGAGCACAAUCGGCAGCUUGUCAAUAGAGCCUGGUUACGCUCCAACGCAGAAAUUGGAAAGUCAAAGAUCAACGGAUAGCUGGGACAAAAAACAGGGUCGAAAUCAUAAAGGAUUGAUGUAUAGGAGUUCGAAAGAGAGACUCAGAGACAACGCGUCGGAUAAGAAACGCUCAGGACCAGGAAAUUUCAAGGGCCUUGGGCUUGAUCGUCUGGCCAUACAGAGUUUUGAUCAACCAUCUUUUAUGGCGGAGACUUCUAUCACCGAGGAACCUCCCACACUAGGCAAACAUACGAUACUUACUCUCGACACUACCAAUACAGCCCCCAUUGCUUGCCGUUGGUCUCCCUCGCUGGCGAAUAGUCCCGGCGGCAUUGGGUCUGGUAGAUUUAUUCCUGCGCGAGAUUCCUCUCUUCGAAAACCGGCCGCUCAAACGAAGAAACGCGAUUCAAAGUUAGCGAGUCGACAAAGUGAUAUGGAGCGUGAGAAAGAGAAGGAUGUCAUCAAUGAGCACGAUGAAGGCUCUGAUCAGAGGCAGGAAAGCUCGACUGAAUCGGGGGAAUAUACGAAUCUCAAGGAUUUCACUGAAGGCUCGGAACCCCCUUUAUCUCUCGCAUCUGCAGCGCUGGCCAGCAAGCAUCUCGAGGCUGCAAAGAACAAUGAGCAUCUAGUUGUUGAGGAUGAUCUUGAUUGUGCCCCUGCGCCCAUUAUCAACCAACGAGAGUCACCACUUGACCCCAAUUCCAGCAAAUCCAGACGAUCAUCUAGCCAGAAAAGACAAACUGGUGGGAUUUUGUCUGGACCACCUGAGAUAAAAGUAGGACGAAGCAGUUCACGAUUGAAGCGUUUGUCCGGUCCUCUAAGCCCUGGCAAUUCAGAUAACGAUACGUCCAAGAAAAGUUCUUCUAAACCUACCUCUCGAAUUGUUUCUCUCGAUCAACCGAGACCUAGUUCUGUAUUUACCGAUGCCCGCCCUAGCAGUGCAGAUUCCAUUGAUGAUGCCGUCACAACUUAUCUUGCCUCCCCACGCCUUUCACAAAAAAUCAGGCAUCCUCAAAGUGGUCGAACCAUUUCAUUCUCGGAAGUAGGCGAUCCAGAAGGUUCAGCGGUCUUCUGUUGUGUUGGGAUGGGAUUAACAAGAUAUAUCACCGCCUUUUACGAUGAACUUGCCCUAGCACUCAAGUUACGAUUGAUUACACCGGAUAGACCAGGCGUUGGGCAAAGUGAGCCCUAUACUGAUGGUACAGCGACUCCACUAAGCUGGCCUGAUGACGUAUACGCAAUUUGUCAAGCUCUGAGGGUUACAAAGUUCUCUAUACUAGCACAUUCGGCAGGUGCGAUAUAUGCUCUUGCGACAGCACUACGUAUGCCGCAGCAUAUACGCGGCCGCGUUCAUCUUCUUGCCCCUUGGAUUCCCCCUUCACAAUUGACGACAUUUGGUACACAGACGGUGUCCCCACCUGCAAACUCUAUCCCUACAUCUCAGCGCAUUCUUCGUGCGCUCCCCACUACAAUUCUUAAGGUCGCAAACUCCAGCUUCAUGAGUGCUACUAGUAGCUCGGUUACCAGUAGUCUUCCAAAGCAAAAGAGAAAUAAGCGCAAGUCUGCAAGUACCACUCGAGAUACUCCCACACCGAACGGUAGGAAUAAGGUACUCACCCCAGGUCUAGACAAGGAGAAUCAAAAAUUUGAUGCUUCGAAAAGACCAGAAUCUACGGUGCCAGAAUUAAUAGAGCAAGCAGCAGGAGAUCCAAAUGAUCCAAAUCAUGAUGCCGCAAUAUUAGCAGUAGCUGCGAGUACGUUGGCCGAUAAAGAAAGGCAAAUGAGCUACGACACACGUCUGACACAUGCCAUAUGGGACCUAGCUACUCUUGGCGCAAAUCCCGCGGUGGACUUACUAGUGUGUCUGGAGAGAAGACAUACUAUCGGGUUUCGUUAUGUUGAUAUCACGCGUUCGACAGUCAUUCAUCAUGGAAGUAAGGAUACACGAGUUCCUGUCGAAAAUGUUCGAUGGCUGGGGAAAACGAUGAAGAGAUGUGAAGUACGAGUGUUAGAAGGAGAAGGACAUGGAUUAAUGGCUUCGGCUACAGUGAUGGGUGGUGUGCUCAUGGAAAUCGCACAAGAAUGGGAGGAUUGGAUUGAGAUCACGGGACCCACGAGAGGUGAUGGGUUGAAAAGAAGUUUAAGGGAAAGGGCAAGUGUGGGAGCUUUCAGAUGA
Molecule: messenger RNA, 2730 nt
Organism: Sclerotinia borealis F-4128
Lineage: Eukaryota; Fungi; Ascomycota; Leotiomycetes; Helotiales; Sclerotiniaceae
Source: the annotation of a GenBank genome assembly